Molecule: messenger RNA, 530 nt
Organism: Owenia fusiformis
Lineage: Eukaryota; Metazoa; Annelida; Polychaeta; Sabellida; Oweniidae
Source: the annotation of a GenBank genome assembly
GGUGUACAACGCUGACUCUUACAGCAUGACAGGUAAGGUUGUGUUUGUUCUGUUGCUGGCUUCUCUGGUUGCCAUGGUGAUCGCUGAAGCAGAACACCACAUCCAGAAACGACAGGGAGAUAACAGUCAUUGGUGCUGCAACAUCCUGAACAACAAAGGCCAGGUCCCUGCCCGCCAUAGGCAAAUAAAAGUAUUGAUGACCGUGUAUGAGUUCAAAGGUAACCCACCUGUGAUGACUUCAAGGCAAAUCUACCGAACGGAGACCGUACUGGAAGCGAGGCCUUGUCCUAACGGCAACCUGGUGUGCUGUAGAGAUUACAUCCUCAUCCAAGACAAUUGCAUGCAUAUGGAUGAAGCUCUAAAGAACCUUGACUUGUUGGAAAGAUUGAAGAAGAGCGGUCUCCUCGGAAGAUUCUAGAUUCUUCCUUACAUUCAUUCAUUUAUGGAAUAAAUAUUUUCAGUUAUCGACUUGAUUUUUGAUUUUGUAAAUAAACCUUGAUGUCUCAAUAUGACUCUGCUUUAUACGGUCC